Molecule: messenger RNA, 8094 nt
Organism: Ahaetulla prasina
Lineage: Eukaryota; Metazoa; Chordata; Lepidosauria; Squamata; Colubridae
Gene: KDM6B
Product: lysine demethylase 6B
Biological process (GO): heart development; regulation of gene expression
Cellular component (GO): MLL3/4 complex
Molecular function (GO): chromatin DNA binding; protein binding; RNA polymerase II cis-regulatory region sequence-specific DNA binding
Source: RefSeq, a predicted model, not a curated record
CCGCCCCCACGCGCGACGGGGGAAGGGGGCAGCCCUCCCACCACCCUCUCCCUCCCUCCCUCCCUCCCUCCCUCCCCACCGGCGAGCAUGCCGGUGCAGGGCAGCAUCGGGGUCCCGCCAGGAGCUGGGCAGGGGGCUUCGCUUGCCCCGCAGUGCCAGAGUCGGCGUCUGCACCAUGGCGGGAGAGUAGCCGCACCCCCCCGCCAGCCACACCUCGUGGCCCGAGACGGCGCAUGGGCCCGGUGUGGGGGGGGACCCAGCCCAUGAGAAAGCAGCGAGGGGAGUAUGUUCCUCGUCUGCAUUAUAUGUGGUUGUGACCGUCGGAGGCUUUAGACCGGAGGAGGAGGUCUAAAUUAUCAGCGGCUGGGGCAGGCGCCCAUCCCCUCGAUCUGGGGGGGUGCAGGUGGGGAACGAAGACGCCUCCACAGCGGCAGAAAGACUGGAUGCAUCGGAUGUUGGAACAGUUAGGGGUCCGUGCUGGGCGCGACCCAUUUUCUCUCGGCAACCUGGGUUGCAGCGGAGCCUGGAGUUCGUGCCAUUCUCGCCCAUGGCUCCCGGGGGGCAGGUGUUCCGCCAGUGCCGUCCAGCCGCCCCUGCCGUUGCCGCCCAGCCAUGGUGCUAAUUUGGGGCAGUACAGCAAAGGCUACUAUGCCCCCGGGAACCUUCCCGCCCGCCCCCUGCACGGGAAGCUGGAGGCCAUCCAUGGCUACGUCCAAGCUCUCCUCCGGGACCAGGGCCAGCCUCACCUCUGGGAACAGCUGGGGGAGAUCUACGAGUCCGAGCAAGAUUGCGAAGAAGCCAUUCGGUGCUAUCAAAGCGCCGCCCGGUACCAGCGCGACUACGGGAGCUACGGGGAAAUGCACGCCCGGAUCGGGAGGCUACAACAGGCUCAGAUGUGGAAUUUCCAUUCGGGGGGGUCAUCAUCUCAUCACCGGCACAAAGUUUUGCCCCCUUUGCAACAAGUCUGGAACCUGUUACACCUUGAGAAAAGGAAUUUCUCGGCUAAGCGCAACCCCCAACUCAAGAGGCCCGGCCCCCCCAUGGAGCCCCCCGUGGUCCAGCCCAUCCCGCCGGUCCAGCACCCGGGCCACAGCGAAGAGAUGCCAGCUCCCAUGAAAAGGCGGAGGAGCACUAGUCCCGACCAGAAUUGUGAUAAUGGGUUGGGCCAGCACCUGUCCGGUCCCGGAGCCCCUGGCAAUACCCAUUAUCAGCUGCCCAAGCCUGGAUUAUGGACCCCCCUUCAUGGAGACCUUUGGGGCCAGGAGCGCAAGAACAUGGCCGCCCCAGACAGACAAGAGCAGAGGAAUUCAGUGGCUCAUCCUUUCCCCUACCCGUCGCCCGCCUACAGCUCCCCCCCGCCCCCCCCCCCCCCGCAGCCCACGGGGCCCCCUCCCCGCACACCCCCACCACACCGCGCCCCCCUCGAGCCCUACAGCUGCUCGGCCCGGGCCAACGGAAGUGACCUUAGAGAUGGCCGAGUCCCCCGGGUGCGUCCAGAUUCCAGCACCACACCAGCAUCGUCCGCCUGCGUGCCUUAUGCCUCGCGCCUGACCCCGGGAGGACCCACCAGCAAGACCACCUCACGGGGACCGCUGGCCUCGGAAAGCCUUGCUUCUUCUAAUCAUUACCAAACGCCGGCAAUGGAAUCCUCGGGCCCCACAUCGGAGAACGGUGGACGCAAACCAGCCCCACCCUCCCGGCCCGCCCCUUGCCUUGCCCCUCGCAACCUGCCCUGCUCGCGCAUGCAGCCCCCGCCCCCCAACAUCCCGGUGCCCCCUCCAGCCCCGCCCACCCCUUCGGCUCCCCAGUGCCCCCCACCCCCUCCCUCUCCUCCCCCCCCUCCGCUGCCCUGGCUGAACAAAGCGGGGGAGGGCAAGGCCGAGGAUGAAGACCCCUUGGGGGACAUCCUCUUUGGGUGCGGCGGGGAGCCCUGCGGGGCCGACCCCCCGUCCUUGGCCAGUUGCGACUCGGGGUGCGCCUUCCAGGAUACAGGCCCCAGUGGUCAGCAAGGGAGCUACUCUCGCCCCCGGGAAGGGGCCGGGGACACCCCCAGGCCAGCCAGCCCUGAGCCUUCGCCAGCCCCCCAAUUCUGGCUAUCCGAGAGCAGCCGGGAAGAGAACGGCUCCGGGGGUGCCAGGCCCCUGAAUCCGAGCCCCUCGAUUACCUCAGGAACAUUCAGGUCCCCAGAAAGCCCCUCACCGCUGCCGGUGCCGCCAUCCUCACCUCCGCUCCCUCCGCCAUCCCGGGCCUCCUAUCCAAAGACACCAGACCCACCGGGGGUGCCCCCCGCCGUGGAGGCCUCCUCCGACCGCCUCUUUGGCUUCGCCAGCCCCCCGUUAGAAGACCAGUUUGAAGAACCCCCCGAGUUCUCCAAGAUUUUGCCAGACGGGCUGGCCAACAUCAUGAAAAUGCUGGACGAAUCUAUCCGGCGCGGGGAAGAAGAACGAGAGGAGAGCUUCCCGCCGCCGCCGCCCCCCGCUCCUCUCCUCCCUAGCCCCCCACCCCUGGCAAGGCCCAAGCUGCCCUCGGCCUCCGCCGGUUCCUUCGAUUACCCCAAACCGCCCGGGCAGGACCCCCCCGAGCCCCCUUGCCUCUAUCGCUUCGGCAAGCGGGACACGGAAGAGCAGCGGCCCCCGGCCAUGGCGUCCAGCGGGACGAAAUUCACCUCCCAUAACACCCCGUCUCUCCUCAAGUCUUUGGCCAGUGUGCUGGAGGGGCAGAAACACUCCUAUCGGCUCAAACCGAUGACUCCCCCAGGUGCUAAGAUCUCCCCCCCAGCCGGUGCGAGCCAGAGCCCCCUAACCCAAUUCACUACCUCAGGCCCAGCGUGGGCUGGAGGCACCAGUGGUGCCACAGAGGAGCGGGCAUCCACGCCCCCACCUCUGCCCGCCCCUCGGCCCGUGAAGACCGAGUCGGAAGUGUUGGAGGAGAUCAGCCGCCUGCGAGACCCUAGUGGGACGAGCAGGGCGGGAAAAGAGCCCUCCGCCCCUGUCAGCCCCCACCCUCCCGGCCCGCCUUGCCUUGCCCUCGCAACCUGCCUGCUCGCAUGCAGCCCCGCCCCAACAUCCCGGUGCCCCUCCAGCCCCGCCCCACCCCUCCUCGGCUCCCCAGUGCCCCCACCCCUCCUCUCCUCCCCUCCGCUGCCCUGGCUGAACAAAGCGGGGGAGGGCAAGGCCGAGGAUGAAGACCCCUUGGGGGACAUCCUCUUUGGGUGCGGCGGGGAGCCCUGCGGGGCCGACCCCCCGUCCUUGGCCAGUUGCGACUCGGGGUGCGCCUUCCAGGAUACAGGCCCCAGUGGUCAGCAAGGGAGCUACUCUCGCCCCCGGGAAGGGGCCGGGGACACCCCCAGGCCAGCCAGCCCUGAGCCUUCGCCAGCCCCCCAAUUCUGGCUAUCCGAGAGCAGCCGGGAAGAGAACGGCUCCGGGGGUGCCAGGCCCCUGAAUCCGAGCCCCUCGAUUACCUCAGGAACAUUCAGAACCCCCCGAGUUCUCCAAGAUUUUGCCAGACGGGCUGGCCAACAUCAUGAAAAUGCUGGACGAAUCUAUCCGGCGCGGGGAAGAAGAACGAGAGGAGAGCUUCCGCCGCCCCCCGCUCCUCUCCUCCCUAGCCCCCCACCCCUGGCAAGGCCCAAGCUGCCCUCGGCCUCCGCCGGUUCCUUCGAUUACCCCAAACCGCCCGGGCAGGACCCCCCCGAGCCCCCUUGCCUCUAUCGCUUCGGCAAGCGGGACACGGAAGAGCAGCGGCCCCCGGCCAUGGCGUCCAGCGGGACGAAAUUCACCUCCCAUAACGCCCCGUCUCUCCUCAAGUCUUUGGCCAGUGUGCUGGAGGGGCAGAAACACUCCUAUCGGCUCAAACCGAUGACUCCCCCAGGUGCUAAGAUCUCCCCCCCAGCCGGUGCGAGCCAGAGCCCCCUAACCCAAUUCACUACCUCAGGCCCAGCGUGGGCUGGAGGCACCAGUGGUGCCACAGAGGAGCGGGCAUCCACGCCCCCACCUCUGCCCGCCCCUCGGCCCGUGAAGACCGAGUCGGAAGUGUUGGAGGAGAUCAGCCGGGCCUGCGAGACCCUAGUGGGACGAGCAGGGCGGGAAAAGAGCCCUCCGCCCCCUGUCAGCCCCCCACCCACCCCGGCCGCCCCUCCGCCCGCUCCUCUUCCGGCCCCUGUGCCUCCAGUGCCCCCGCCACCGACCCCUCCGCGCCCCAAGGACGAAUCCCGCAAGCCACACAUGGAACAUCGCCGGCACCGUCGGUCCAACCGGGAUGGCUCGCGGAGACACCGAGAUGGUAAAGCUCGCAAGGGGAAAAACCGGCAGAUCCUGGGCAGUUUGGACGUGCAGAGCUCCGAGGGCCAAGCCCGAGAGAACGGGGCCAAGCCACCGCCACCGCCACCUCCACCCGAACGGAGGUCUUCCGUCAAGAAGGAAGAAGGCUCGGUGUCUACCAUGGUGUGCUCGGCCGAUCUGCUCAAGCUGCGCUCCUUCACGGAGGGUCCCCCCAAGGAGCUGAAGAUCCGGCUGAUCAAGGUGGAGAGCGGGGACAAGGAGACUUUCAUCGCAUCCGAAGUCGAGGAGCGACGCAUCCCCCUGAGCGAGGUCACCAUCAACCACUCGGCUGCGGAGGUCGUGCGGGCCAGCAAGCACGCGAAGGUGAAAGGAAAAUUUAAGGAAUCGUAUUUGUCCCAAAGUCACUCCGUCAAGCCGCAGAUCAACAUGGAGGAAAAGCUGCCCCGGGAUAAACUCAGCCCCCCAACGCCGAGCAUCUACUUGGAAAGCAAACGGGACGCUUUUUCCCCCGUCUUGCUCCAAUUCUGCACCGAUCCCAAGAACCCCAUCACCGUCAUCCGCGGUCUGGCCGGAUCUCUUCGACUCAAUCUGGGGCUGUUCAGCACGAAGACGCUAGUGGAGGCGAGCGGCGAGCACACCGUGGAAGUCCGCACGCAGGUGCAGCAGCCGUCCGACGAGAACUGGGACCUCUCGGGGAGCAAGCAGGUCUGGCCGUGCGAGAGCAGCCGGUCGCACACAACCAUCGCCAAGUACGCCCAGUACCAAGCGGCUUCGUUCCAGGAGUCGCUUCAGGAGGACAAAGAGACUGACGAUGAGGAAGCCGAGGAGCCGGAUAGUACCACAGAGACGCCGCCCAGCAACCCCGACCAGAAGCCCCACCAAAUAAUCAAGUUCGGGACCAACAUUGACCUCUCGGACGCCAAGCGAUGGAAACCGCAGCUCCAGGAAUUGCUGAAACUGCCCGCCUUUAUGCGAGUCACCUCGACGGGGAAUAUGUUGAGCCACGUGGGCCACACCAUUCUGGGCAUGAACACGGUGCAACUCUACAUGAAGGUCCCUGGCAGCCGUACCCCAGGUCACCAGGAGAACAACAACUUCUGCUCCGUGAACAUCAACAUUGGGCCCGGGGACUGCGAGUGGUUUGCUGUCCACGAACAUUACUGGCAGAACAUCAGUGCCUUCUGUGACAAGCAUGGGGUAGAUUAUCUCACCGGCUCCUGGUGGCCCAUCCUAGAAGAUCUCUACCAGUCCAAUAUCCCCGUCUACCGCUUCAUCCAGCGUCCUGGAGACCUGGUAUGGAUCAACGCCGGGACGGUGCACUGGGUGCAGGCCACCGGAUGGUGCAACAACAUUGCUUGGAACGUCGGUCCCCUGACAGCUUACCAGUACCAGCUGGCGCUCGAACGCUAUGAAUGGAACGAGGUGAAGAACGUCAAGUCGAUCGUGCCCAUGAUCCACGUCUCCUGGAACGUCGCGCGGACGGUCAAGAUCAGUGACUCGGACUUGUACAAGAUGAUCAAGUACUGCUUGAUGCAGUCCAUCAAGCACUGUCAGGUCCAGCGGGAAAGUUUGAUCCGAUCUGGCAAGAAAAUCGCGUACCAAGGAAGGGUGAAGGACGAGCCGGCCUACUACUGCAACGAAUGUGACGUGGAGGUGUUCAACGUCCUUUUCGUGACCAGCGAAAACGGCAGCAAAAAUACGUACUUAGUUCACUGCGAGGCCUGUGCCCGGAAACGGAACUCGUCCCUCCACGGCGUCGUGGUACUCGAACAGUACAAAACCGAAGAAUUGAUCGCCAUCUACGACAGCUUCACCCUGGCCCCGACGCCGAGUUCAAGAUGAGCCAUAUCACGCCCAGGCGCCGAUGCCUGGGCUCGCUUUCCCACGCUUGUUUCUCCCACUCCACUGUGAGUGUUUGGGGCAGAAGGUGCUGCAGCCCUCUUCUCUGCCUCCACCCACCCCGAAACCGAGCCUCGAUUUCCCCUCCGUUGCUUCCUCACAAGCCGUCCUGAGCCGGAAGGACACGGAACCGGUCACAAGCUUCGUUUCCUUCCCCUUCCCUGCCUCUCCCGGAUGGACCCUGUAUUUUUAAUUUAUUCUUCUUCUUCUUCAAAAAAAAAGAAAAGAAAAACAAAACACAACGGACCUCCUUAUAUUUUUUUGUCUGUUAUUAAUGUUUCCUGGGUGGUGCUGAUUUUAUUUUAUUUUUAAAAAAAACAAAAACGAAAAGAGGACGAGAAAAGAAAUAGAAGACGAUAAAUCAAUAAAUCCUGAAAUUAAAUAUAUAUAUAUAUAUAUAUAUAUAUAUAUAUAUAUAUAUAUAUAUAUCAGUUUGAUCCGAAAGGAUGUGGAUGAAAAUGAUGAACUCCGUUCCUAGUGAGAGGGUGGGGGGGGGGGGGGAUCUGGAACUGUGCGAGAUCCCGGUUUGCGGUCGAACUUCCGCGUGCCUUCUCCGCCAAAUUCUCUCCCCCCCCCCGUGCACCCCCCUCCCCCUCCCGGGGUGAGCAUCAUGGGCUCUGAGGAACGGAGGAAGAAGAGACUGGGACGGCAGCCCGUUCACACGAGCAUUAUGGCCCACUCACGCGCGCGAGUGGAUUUUGUGGAAGAGACGGUGACUUUUGCCGGUGUUUCGUUCGUUAUUUUUUUUUUUUGUCGUUCGUUUAAUUUUACCAAUUUUUUUUUUUCUGGUUGGAAAUUUUGAGGAAAAAAAAAACCAGUUUGGAAAACAGAAAAAAACAACAAAAAAAACCAACCAACCAACGCAAGCAAGCAAAAAAAAAAUUUAAUACGGGUUUUCUUAAGACAGGACUUUUUAUGGGUUCAGUUCUCUUUGGGUGAACUUCUGGUUUUUUGGCGGGGGGGGGGAGCAAGAGUGUGUACAUUGAUUUAUAUAUAUAUAUAUAUAUAUAUAUAUAUAUAUUGGCUGGGCGGGGGCCAGGGACGAUUGGCGUGUGUGUUUUUUAAUUAUUCGGAUGGACAGUUUGAUUUCUUACAUCCUUUUAUAUAUUAUAUAUAUAUAAAUAUAAGGAGAAAAACAAAAAACGAAAGGUUUGUAUUAGAAACUGCUUUUAAAGACGAAAACACAAAACAGACAAAAAAAAAAUAGAGAUAUAUAUAGAGUGCAGUCGAAAAGACCGUCGGUGCAAGGCGAAACCGCCUUUGGAUAGUGAAAAAGACAACCCUGUGCAAAAAUAUUAAAAGGGUUUUAUGGUGCUUUGCCCCAAAUCAAAGACGGGUAGGUGGGAAGAAAAUGUUUUGUCAAAAAUUUGGCCGGGCUGAGGUGGGUGGUUGGGUGGGGUCGAUUCUCAACACUUGCCCUAGCUUUUGUUCACGAUUGUUAGGUGUAACUUCACAACAAUCCUGACUCCUAACCUUCCUUCCUUCCUUCCCUUAAAUUCGACGUCCUUUUUACGCUCCCCGUAAUAAUUAUUUCGCCUUUUUCGCCGAUGCGAUUAUAUUUAAUGGUGUUUUUGUUCCUUAAUCGAAUUCUUUUGAAUAUUUCUUUAAAGAGGAAAAAGCUAGACAGUUCUCACUCCUAGUUUGUUUUUAAGAUUUAAAAAACAACAACAACCAGAAAAGCCAAGAAUGUCUGAGAUUUGGGGUAAUUUUUUUUCUCGCGUUUGGUUGUGUUUUUUUUUUUUAAAAAUUUUUUUUACCUCCGCGUGUCAGAAUUGUUUUACAGUUUAUAAAAAUGUUCUCUCUGUCUCUCUCUUUUUAAUUUAUAUGUCUUCUUUUUUUGUUUGUUUGUUCGUUCGUUCAAUAAUGAUUUCUCUAUUUAUUGGUCCUUUAUUGGGGGUGGGGUGGGAUGUUAUUG